GAACGAAGAGAGUUGGAACGUUUAAGUUUCGUUUCUUUUCUCUUUUUCGCGGUAAGCGUAAAAAAAUAAAACAGAGGGAUUUUCGGUUCUAUCUAUCGGCAAAGUCGAGUCUAACGAGAUCUGUUUUCCGUUACUACCAGGCUCGCAACAAACCGGCAGAUGGAGUGGGCCACGUGAACCAGAAGGGCUCGACAGGUCAAAAAGCGCCGCUCACAGCCGGGCAGAAGGUGGCGCCUGGUGCGAAAGUUGCAGCGAAACCAGCUCAGAAACCCAGUGCUCAGAAGGGGCAAGUUAAGGUUACGCCUAAGGCAGCUUCCGUCAAGACUGGCAAGAAUAAGAAGAAGGGGCAGAGGCAGCAGUACGACCUAAUCGUAACCAUCAAUUUG
Molecule: messenger RNA, 386 nt
Organism: Apis florea (little honeybee)
Lineage: Eukaryota; Metazoa; Arthropoda; Insecta; Hymenoptera; Apidae
Product: neo-calmodulin
Cellular component (GO): myosin II complex
Molecular function (GO): calcium ion binding
Source: RefSeq, a predicted model, not a curated record